AUGGAGUCUCAACAACACACAUCAACCGCGCUUGUGCGCAAGCGGACCGAUCUCGAACUGAUGCCACCACCGCCCGCUGCGAAGAAGAUAAAGCGCCCGAAAAAGGUCAUAGACGAAGAAACCUAUACCGACGCCCUCUCGCAGAUCAUUGCACGAGACUUCUUUCCCGGGCUUUUAGAGGCAGAGACCCAGCAAGAGUACCUCGAUGCUCUCGAAUCAAAUGACAAAGCAUGGAUUUCCAACGCUGGCCAGAGGCUGGAGCGUGUGAUGACGCCGGGAAGGAAUAGGGUAAAAAGACCGGCGCCUUUCAACAAUGGUGGACGCACGCCAUCUGCAUACGGUGCGGACACGCCGGCAUCUGUGGCAUCAACGGUACCCGAGGCACCAAAGCCGGUCGUGGACACGAAUAUGAGCCUGGCCAACUUCCAAGCUACUUACACCAGCGAGGACAACGAGAGUUUUUACAAGCUCAUGGAUAAACAAAACCAGAAGAAGGCAGAGAAAUACGAGUGGAUCUGGCGAGGGAACAAACUGCCUUCCAAACAGAUGAUCAAACAGGCGGAAGUCGAAGCAAAACUACUGAUGACAAGGAGUUUGGUUGAUGACGGGUGGAGGAGGGACAGACUGGCCAUCAAGGAUGUGGACGACAGACCAGCCAGACCAGACAGCUGGAACGCUAACCCCAAGAACAACUUAAUAUUCGGCCCAGACGGUGUGGAUGACCACUACGAAAGCCCGGCGCAGAAGGCUCAGGCUCAGUCGCUGAUGCCGCCUAAAUCGAUCAACUAUGCGAACACAAGGAUACCGCAACCGACAAUCGCCGAGAGGCCUCCAUCCCCAACGCUCUCCGCUGUGAGAGACGCGAUUGCUGGGAAACCCCGCAAAGAAGAUCAGGCUUCAAGCGCUCUUGGGGGCGGAGAGACACCGAGAGUGAAUGGUUACGCCUUCGUGGAUGACGAAGAGGAUGAGGACCAAGUUCUACCCGCGCCCGUUAUCGACCUCGGCCCUGGCGACGCUACGCCGAAUCCAUUCAAGCUGCAAGAGCACAGAAAGCGAGAGUCGUUGCAUCACCGUCUAGUGGAGCGGGCAGCGCAAUCCAAGAGGGAAUCCGUGAAGAACGGCUUGACUGGAAAGCCGGACAGAACACCGGUGCCCAAGUUCCCGUCUAGCCCGCGUGUUUCGGGCGGCUUGACGCCUGCCGCUCAAAGCAUAAAUCAAAAGUCUGUUGCUCCAAUGAGGUUCGCCGAUUUUGCUGUCGAUUUGGCAGCGGUGCUCGGCGCUUCGCGCUCUGUCGCAUCCAGACAUGUCGCACUGAGAGGCCGACAGCUCGAGAGCUUCACCAAAGCUUCCAGCUUAACACGCAAAUCCCCAACGGCGCCUCAGCACGCACGAGACAGUGAUGCAACGGAACCGUCAGUUGCUCCCGAUGCCCCAGGAGCCCGGAAAUCGGCUGAGAAGGAGAUGAUGUCGUCGGAAAAGGCGUUAACAUCCCAAACCAAUCACCCCUCACUCACACCAUCAAGCAACUUCCAGCCCAAGCUCAGUAAUGCGUCCGGUAUUUCACCAAACUCAGGGUCAGUCCUCUCUCAAUUGAGGCAAUCCAAUCCUUCGGCUUUCCCUUUUCAAGGCGCAUCACCAUUGGAUCAAAGGCCCAAGGAUGACACAGUCCCUGUAGGGUCAUCAGUGAGCAUGCCGACUGCUCAGUACGGCGCCCCUGUCUCUGAAGAGGCUGACGACCUCCCCCAAGGUGUCAAUGUGAACAUCUUCCACAGCACCCGUGCCGCCAAACUAUUGGGUAAGGAGGAAGAACAAUCAAAGGUCAACUUUGGAAAUCGGAAGAAGCUUCCACCAACUAAGCUCCCCGAGUUUAUCGACUUCUCCAAGUUGUCCAAGGAUUCUGAGGUGAAGACAUCAACCUCACAUGCGAGUGCUCCAAGCACCUCUCAGGGCGCUUCCCAGCCUGAUGUAAUUACAAAUGAUGCGGAAGGAAUCCAGGUCUCACCGGCUGCUCCAGAGUCUGUUCCCGCCGCUUCCACCGACCCGCUAUCAAAAGAUGAACCCACCGUCGAAGCUGUCUUGGGCGCUGCUGUCGACCAGGCAUCAACCCCAGCUUACUCCCUUAGAGAAUCUAGUGUGCCCGCCACGCGCCUGAGCAGACUUUGGAACUACGGCGGCCUAGCAGCAGGAAUGAUGGGUGGUGCCAUUACAGAGAGUAUCGGCAGAGCAUUUGGCGGCGGUGGGGAGGGCUCGGUAUUGCUCAGUGCCGGCAACAUGGAAAGGCUUGUGGCCAAACUAUCCAGAAUGCGUGGCGCCGCCCUGAAGAUGGGUCAGAUGAUGAGUUUUCAGGACACAAAGAUGCUCCCGGGACCGAUUCAGGAGGUCCUACAGAGAGUGCAGGACCGUGCCGACUACAUGCCGGCCUGGCAGAGAGACAAAGUCCUCAAGGCCAACUUGGGCGCGGAAUGGCGUGAGCUGUUUGAAGACUUUGAAGAGAAGCCCAUCGCUGCCGCGUCCAUCGGACAGGUCCACCGGGCCACUUUGAAGGAGGGCGGUCGCAAGGUCGCAGUCAAAAUUCAGUUUCCUGGCGUCGCAGACUCGAUCAACUCCGACCUCGACAACCUCGGCAUUCUCUUGACCGCUACCAAGCUCCUGCCGAAGGGCCUGUAUCUGAACAAAACCAUUGACAACGCGCGGCUGGAGCUGGGAUGGGAAUGCGAUUACGAGAGAGAAGCGCAGUGCCUGAUCCGUUACAAGGAGCUCCUAGCUGACGAACCGAACAUUUUCCUUGUGCCAGACGUUCAUCUGCAAGCCUGUGGAAAGAACGUCUUGACCAUGGACUGGAUGGAGGGUGUGGGCGUCACCAGAGUCAAGUCGUUUACCCAGGAGCAGAAGGACUGGAUUGGCACCCAGAUUCUCCGUCUCUGUCUCAGGGAGAUCACAGAGUUCAAGUUCAUGCAGACCGACCCCAACUGGACAAACUUCCUCUACAACGUCAAGACCAACAAGCUCGAGCUUCUCGACUUUGGUGCUUCCCGGGAGUACCCCGACGAUUUUGUCACACAAUACGUUCAGCUCCUCGCUGCGGCCUCAAGGACCGAUCGGGAGGGAGUCAAGCGCUUGUCCGAGAGUCUUGGAUACCUCACCGGCCAUGAGAGCAAGCUCAUGGUGGAUGCGCACGUCAAAUCGGUGCUCACCCUUGCGGAGCCUUUCCUCGGCUCGGCCCCCGAGGUUUACGAUUUCCACGACCAGACCAUCACAGAGCGUGUGAAGGCCCUGAUCCCCGUCAUGCUCCGCGAGAGACUUGCGCCGCCACCUGAGGAGACCUACAGCUUGCAUCGCAAGCUGAGUGGUGCGUUCUUGCUUUGCGCGAAGCUCGGCAGCAAGGUCAGAUGCCGCAACAUGUUUGAGGAGAGUCUGAAGAAGAACGGCUACACUGCUUAG
Colletotrichum orchidophilum is the source of this 3441-nucleotide messenger RNA. Its product is annotated as ABC1 family protein. The record is from RefSeq and is a predicted model, not a curated record. Gene Ontology annotation, cellular component: extrinsic component of mitochondrial inner membrane. Gene Ontology annotation, molecular function: kinase activity. The transcript is spliced from 2 exons. Bases 1 to 3441 code for a protein of 1146 amino acids. Gene Ontology annotation, biological process: ubiquinone biosynthetic process. Lineage: Eukaryota; Fungi; Ascomycota; Sordariomycetes; Glomerellales; Glomerellaceae.